This is a messenger RNA of Thlaspi arvense, 2058 nucleotides long. The record is from the annotation of a GenBank genome assembly. Lineage: Eukaryota; Viridiplantae; Streptophyta; Magnoliopsida; Brassicales; Brassicaceae.
AUGGCGGCGGCGGUUGCAUCUGGAAUUGCGCCGACGGCUAUGGUUGAUCAAGUUCCUAAUCAACCUGCGGUUACGGUUGCGCCUCCUCAUUCGGCUCCGUUCCCUGCUGUGUCUCAGGUAGCCGCCGUGGCUGCAGCGGCUGCGGCUGCGGAGGCGUUGCAAGCGCACCCUAACUCGUCUCUCUACGUCGGAGAUCUCGACCAAACCGUCAAUGAGGCUCACCUGUUGGAUCUGUUCAACCAAGUGGCUCAAGUUCAGACUGUUAGGGUUUGUCGUGACUUGACUCGCCGAUCUCUUGGUUACGCUUACGUCAAUUUCGCUAACCCUGACGAUGCGUUGCGAGCGAUGGAUAGCCUCAACUACACCCCGAUCAGAGAGAGACCUAUAAGGAUCAUGCUCUCGAACCGUGAUCCGAGCACUAGACUGAGCGGUAAAGGCAACGUUUUCAUCAAAAACCUCGACGCUUCGAUCGAUAACAAGGCCCUGUUUGAUACGUUCUCGAGUUUCGGGACCAUUCUCUCUUGCAAGGUCGCCAUGGACGUUGCGGGAAGGUCUAAAGGGUACGGCUUUGUCCAGUUUGAGAAAGAGGAAACCGCUCAGGCUGCUAUUGACAAGCUCAAUGGAAUGCUUCUUAACGACAAGCAAGUCUUUGUGGGCCACUUUGUCCGCCGUCAGGACAGGUCUCGCGGCGAGAGCGGUGCGGUCCCGCGAUUCACCAACGUUUAUGUGAAGAAUCUCCCCAAGGAGAUUUCUGAUGAUGAGCUGAAGAAGACGUUUGGGAAGUAUGGUGAUAUCUCUAGUGCCGUUGUGAUGAAGGACCAGAGUGGGAACUCGAGGUGUUUCGGGUUCGUGAACUUCGAGAGCCCUGAAGCUGCUGCGGUUGCGGUUGAGAAGAUGAACGGUAUCAGCCUUGGGGAGGAUGUGUUGUACGUUGGGAGGGCUCAGAAGAAGUCUGAGAGGGAAGAGGAACUGAGGAGAAAGUUUGAGCAAGAGAGGAUAAGCCGGUUUGAGAAACUGCAAGGAUCAAACUUGUAUCUGAAAAAUCUUGAUGAUAGUGUGAAUGAUGAGAAGCUCAAGGAGAUGUUUUCUGAGUAUGGGAAUGUGACCUCCUGCAAGGUCAUGAUUAAUUCUCAAGGUUUGAGCAGAGGGUUUGGUUUUGUUGCGUAUUCCAACCCUGAAGAAGCUCUAAGAGCUCUGAAUGAAAUGAAUGGGAAAAUGAUAGGAAGGAAACCUCUUUACAUUGCUUUGGCUCAACGUAAGGAAGAGAGACGUAACCACCUUCAGACUCUAUUUUCUCACAUGAGGCCAAACGGCACAAUGUCCCCUAUGCAAGCUCCAAUGCCUGGGUUCCAUCAUCACCCACCUGGAGGUCCAAUGGCAGGACCACCCCAUCCAAUGUACAUGGGCCAGAACGGUCAAGGUAUGGUGCCGUCACAGCCCAUGGGGUACGGGUACCAAUUUCAGUUCAUGCCAGGCGUGCGUCCAGGUUCGGGCCCGGCCAACUUCAUGAUGCAAUACCCUCUUCAAAGGCAAAACCAACCUGGUCCUCGCGUUGGGUUUAGGCGAGGUGCUGCUAACAUGCAGCAGCAGUUCCAACAACAACAAUUUAUGCAGCAAAACGCAAGCUCGGGGAUGAGAUACAUGGGCGGUGCGGGCAACAGAAGGAAUGGAAUUGAAGCAGCUGCUCCACAAGGCAUCAUGCCUUUGCCAUUGGAUGCAUCUGCGAUCUCUCACAAUGCUUCUCAACACCCACAGAAGCCUCCACUCCUCCCCAUUUCUAAGCUUACUUCUGCCUUGGCUCUGGCUAACCCCGCCAAUCACCCACAGAUGCUUGGGGAGCAGCUUUACCCACUUGUGGACCAGCAGGAGCCAGUUCAUGCGGCUAAAGUGACCGGUAUGUUGCUGGAGAUGGACCAAGCCGAGAUCUUGCACCUUCUUGAGUCACCUGAAGCUCUCAAGGCCAAAGUCUCUGAGGCGUUGGAUGUUCUCAGACUUUCUGCUAAUCCCCCAGCUGUGUCUUCCGUUGAUGAACAGUUCGGUCUCACCCCAACCGAGUGA